Molecule: messenger RNA, 676 nt
Organism: Guillardia theta CCMP2712
Lineage: Eukaryota; Cryptophyceae; Pyrenomonadales; Geminigeraceae
Exons: 6
Coding region: 56-676 (206 amino acids)
Cellular component (GO): cytoplasm; protein kinase CK2 complex
Molecular function (GO): protein kinase regulator activity
Source: RefSeq, a predicted model, not a curated record
AGACAGCACAAAAUAUCGAGAAGAGCAUCGGCCUUGCUAAAUUGGUUACUUCGUGAUGGGAGAAGUUUCAGAUAGAGAUGACUAUGAAUACUCGACGAGUGAAGAUGAUGCUGAAUAUAGCUGGAUUGGAUGGUUUUGCUCGAGAAAAGGGCAUGAAUUCCUAUGCGAGGUUGACAGAGAAUUUGUAGAAGACAACUUUAAUCUCUAUGGCCUACGCGCUCUCGUGCCCCAUUAUAAUGAAGCGUUGGAUAUGAUUUUGGACAUUGAAAGAAUGGAAGAGACGCCAACUGAUGACAGACAGGCCAAAAUUGAAUCUUCUGCCGAAUAUUUGUAUGGUCUGAUACAUGCAAGAUACGUUUUAACAAGCGCUGGCCUCAACGCGGUUCUUGAAAAGUACUACAAUGCGGAAUAUGGCAGAUGCCCCCGAGUAUUCUGCAAAGAUCAGCCAGUUUUGCCAGCAGCUAUUUCAGACGUGCCGCACGAAGAAGCGGUCAAGGUUUUUUGUCCUAGCUGUGAGGACAUGUACACCGCUAAAUCCAGACUUGACGGAGCUUUCUUCACCACUUCCCUUCCUCAUCUUCUUCUGCUACAGUAUCCAGACAUCAAACCGCCAAGACAAACGGAACGAUAUGUACCAAGAAUUUAUGGCUACAGGAUACACAAGCCGAAAAAGUGA